AUGUCUGAAUCAGCUGUUACUGUCCUUGUUGCAGUUUCUGUCCACGGAGGUCCUGAUCCCUCAAAGCAGAUCAAGUUCCUGGUGGAUCUCCUGUCUCAAGCAGCAGAGUGGGAGGAGCAGACAGGAGAGAAGACACUGAAGCUGGUAUCAUCAGUGUGGACUUACAGCACCUUUCCUUAUUGCCAUGGAGACAAUUAUAAACAGAGUGAUUUCCUGUUGGAUCUGUACUCACAUGUGAAGGACUAUGAGACUCAAACAGGCAAGAGUGUCCUUCCAGCAUUACAGACAGUUUACCAAGAAGAAACCAGUAGAGCUGAAGGCUGGUCAGAUGAAGAGAGUGAAGUGAGGAUUUUCCUUCAGUGUCUGUCCUACAUCUCACAGCUGAGAUUUCCUCUACUGAAGGAUAAUAUAGAGACAAGAAAGAGAGAGAAGACAUUCCUACUGAAUCUGUGUCUUCAAGCAGCUCUCCAUGAGAGAGGAACCAUACAAACAACUGUAGAGAAAGUGUUGUUGCUGUCUAAAGUUUAUCACUUUCAGAAAUGUGAUUUCCUGCUGGAUCUGUACUCACAUGUGAAGGACUAUGAGACUCAAACAGGCAGGAGUGUCCUUCCAGCAUUACAGACAGUUUACCAGUCAGCCAGUCCUGCAGUCUGGUCCAUAGACCUCUCAGAGAGAAAGGCCUCCCUCCUCCUAGAAGUGCUGAAACUCCAACCAGAGAAGAAACCAGUAGAGCUGAAAGGCUGGUCAGAUGAAGAGAGUGAAGUGAGGAGUUUCCUUCAGUGUCUGCCCCACAUCUCACAGCUGAGUUUCUGUCCAUGGUGGUCUGAUCCCUCAAAGCAGAUCAAGUUCCUGGUGGAUCUCCUGUCUCAAGCAGCAGAGUGGGAGGAGCAGACAGGAGAGAAGACACUGAAGCUGGUAUCAUCAGUGUGUUCUUACAGCACCUUUCCUUUUCUCAGUGGAGACAAUUAUAAACAGAGUGAUUUCCUGCUGGAUCUGUACUCACAUGUGAAGGACUAUGAGACUCAAACAGGCAGGAUGGUCCUUCCAGCAUUACAGACAGUUUACCAGUCAGCUCCUGCAGUCUGGUCCAUUGACCUCAGAAAGAGAAAGGCCUCCCUCCUCCUAGAAGUGCUGAAACUCCAACCAGAGAAGAAACCAGUAGAGCUGAAGGGCUGGUCAGAUGAAGAGAGUGAAGUGAGGAGUUUCCUUCAGUGUCUGUCCUACAUCUCACAGCUGAGUUUCUCUCCAGACUGGUCUGAUCCCUCAAAGCAGAACAAGAUCCUGGUGGAUCUCCUGUCUCAAGCAGCAGACUGGGAGGAGCAGACAGGAGAGAAGACACUGAAUCUGGUAUCAUCAAUGUGUUCUUACAGCACCUUUCCUUAUCGCCAUGGAGACGAUUCUAAACAGAGUGAUUUCCUGUUGGAUCUGUACUCACAUGUGAAGGACUAUGAGACUCAAACAGGCAGGAGUGUCCUUCCAGCAUUACAGCCAGUUUACCAGUCAGCCAGGCCUGCAGUCUGGUCCAUAGACCUCUCAGAGAGAAAGGCCUCCCUCCUCCUAGAAGUGCUGAAACUCCAACCAGAGAAGAAACCAGUAGAGCUGAAGGGCUGUUCAGAUGAAGAGAGUGAAGUGAGGAGUUUCCUUCAGUGUCUGUCCUACAUCUCACAGCUGAGUUUCUGUCCAUGGUGGUCUGAUCCCUCAAAGCAGAUCAAGUUCCUGGUGGAUCUCCUGUCUCAAGCAGCAGAGUGGGAGGAGCAGACAGGAGAGAAGACACUGAAUCUGGUAUCAUCAGUGUGUACUUACAGAACCUUUCCUUAUCGCCAUGGAGACAAUUCUAAACAGAGUGAUUUCCUGCUGGAUCUGUACUCACAUGUGAAGGACUAUGAGACUCAAACAGGCAGGAGUUUCCUUCCAGCAUUACAGCCAGUUUACCAGUCAGCUCCUGCAGUCUGGUCCAUUGACCUCAGAAAGAGAAAGGCCUUCCUCCUCCUAGAAGUGAUGAAACUCCAACCAGAGAAGAAACCAGUAGAGCUGAAGGGCUGGUCAGAUGAAGAGAGUGAAGUGAGGAGUUUCCUUCAGUGUCUGUCCUACAUCUCACAGCUGAGGUUGUUUGUUGGUUAUGGUGAAGAGAAGAAGGCCUGGACAUUUCUGUCUAAACUCAGUGUUGCUGCAGCUGAGUUUGAUACGGAGACAGGAGAGAAUAUCUUAAAGACAUUAUCCUCCAUAUGCAGAUACAUAUAUGGUGAAGAUGAUGAUGAUGAUGAUGAUGAUGAUGAUGAUGGUAAAGAUCCAUUUAGAGAGAGUGAUUUCCUGCUGGAUCUGUACUCACAUGUGAAGGACUAUGAGACUCAAACAGGCAGGAGUUUCCUUCCAGCAUUACAGCCAGUUUACCAGUCAGCUCCUGCAGUCUGGUCCAUAGACCUCUCAGAGAGAAAGGCCUCCCUCCUCCUAGAAGUGAUGAAACUCCAACCAGAGAAGAAACCAGUAGAGCUGAAGGGCUGGUCAGAUGAAGAGAGUGAAGUGAGGAGUUUCCUUCAGUGUCUGCCCUACAUCUCACAGCUGAGCUGUGGUGAUGACAGGUUCUUCCAGACUGUGUGUGAAUCCAUCCCUGUGAGGUCCAGAGAGGAGGACCAGCAGAUGGCCUCUCUCCUCCAGGCCUUGGGCUCCACCCUGUCACUGGGAGGAGAGUUACCCAGGAAAACCUGCAGGUCUGUGGGGAGAGUCCUGGGUCUCUGUGCCUCCAGAGUGGACCUCACUCUCACCCCCAGCAAGAUCUCUCUCCAAGGAGCCGCACUUCUUUUGAGACAUGAGUCAAAGCUCCACAAGCUCAGGCUCGGUGUGGGUAUGGCAGUGAAACUGUCCAGACUGGUUAGGAGGACAGGGAGAGGUGCUACUCCACUGACUGUCCGAGAACUCUCCCUGGUCCUAAAGAGCAGCCAGCCUCCAGAGAGAGUGUUAUCCAGGGCUCUGAGUAGUGUGGCGUCCCUGCUGAGACUCUGGAGAGUUCAGUGUCUGGACCUGACUGACUUCUGCAUCCAGGGUCACUCUCUCAUCACACUGCUGUGUCACCAGGGACCUCUCUCUCUCAGACUGAAUUCAGACACUCUGCAGCAGCUGACUGUAGUUGUGUAUGAAGCUCAGGACAAGGACUUGACUCAGUGGUUCCUAGAGAAGGUUGGUGGAGACCUGACCUCCUGCAGGCUGGACUGGGAAGUGCUUCUCUCUCUACUGCAGCAUUCAACCCACAACAUCACUGUGGACCUCAGGAAGAACCGGCUCCUAGAGAAGAACAGCUCAGAUCUUCUCCCCUUUCUGGGAAGGGUUACUCUCAAGAGGUCCAGUUCCAGCUUUGUAAAGUCCACCAUCAGACAGAUCUAUGACAGUAGAGACAGUGACUGUGUGUCCAGUUUGUUGAGGUCUUCAGACCAUUGGAUCAACCUGAACAGCAGAGAGCUGGACAGAGUGGACUGUACUGCUCUGUGUUUUACCCUGCAGCACAGCCACCAAGUCAAAGUCAACCUGCUGUGGACCUCCAUACCACCGGGGGGAGAUAGAGAUGUUGACAGGAGGUUACUGCUGAGUUUCCUCCAGUGCUGUGCUGCCUCUCAGAUCCAGCAGGGGGCACCAUCAUCACCACCAACAGCAGUAUGGCUGCUGAGGUCUCUGCACUACAGACUGGACUUCUCCUGCUCCUCCUCUGUGGACCUGUCAGUUCAGGACCAGGAGAAGGCUCUGUGUCUGACCACUGACCACUGCAAGGCCAUCAACUCUGUUCUGAAGCAGAACCAACAUGGCACCCCGCUGGUUCAGAACCAGGUCCAGCUCAUCCUAAGAGACUGUAAGGUGGAGGACAGAGCACUGAGGGAGCUGCUUCCCAUCCUGCAUAUUGUCAAGCUGAGUCCCAGCAAAGCUCUGCUACUUCAGCUGCUGGACCUUGUGUGUGAGGGGAUUGAAGAGGGGCUGCUGAGGCAUGCAGAGUCCCUGUGCAGAGCCCUGGAUGGGGAGCUGGACCUCAGUGAGACCAGGCUGGACCAGAAUGCCUGUGGAUCUCUGGCCCUGGUUCUGGAACACUCAGAGGGUCUGUCAGAACUGGACCUCAGCCACUGUCAACUCACAGAUCACCAGCUACAGCCCCUGAUCACACACCUGCAUAAAGUACAAGUCCUGGAGUGA
Molecule: messenger RNA, 4173 nt
Organism: Oncorhynchus nerka (sockeye salmon)
Lineage: Eukaryota; Metazoa; Chordata; Actinopteri; Salmoniformes; Salmonidae
Exons: 13
Coding region: 1-4173 (1390 amino acids)
Source: RefSeq, a predicted model, not a curated record